Paramormyrops kingsleyae is the source of this 7970-nucleotide messenger RNA. RefSeq names its product ankyrin repeat domain containing 26 (gene aard). Gene Ontology annotation, molecular function: protein binding. NCBI's taxonomy places the organism in Eukaryota, Metazoa, Chordata, Actinopteri, Osteoglossiformes, Mormyridae. The record is from RefSeq and is a predicted model, not a curated record.
CCGCAACUUCCGCCUGACAGCGACACCCUGAGGCCGUGGCGCUCCUCAUCUUUUCUGUUGAGUAGAUGUAUAGUACUGUUAAAGAUUCCUGAUGUUUCAGAAGUUUGUGAAAUUAAUAAGUAGUACAAUAAAUUGUCUAUUUUUGUACAGUAAUUUAUUCCGAAAUGACAUGCACACAAAUCUUGUUUCUUAAACCAAACGGACAUCAGUUUCAUUUAUUUAUAACGCUCACCGCGAGUAGAGCCGCCGACUCCGCGCCACCAGACUCUCCGGAGCGGGCCUGCGCCGAUCGGCUCGGCUCCGGGUCGCGCCAGACCGCCUACCGCGCUGCGAUCCUCGGACUCGGCUCUAACACGGGCCACGCCGCCCUCUGACCGGCUUCCGCAACUCUUCUGCCACUGCGCGGCAUGGUGAGCCGGUAAUAACUCCCGGAAUCGUUCAUCUCCGUACCAGCAGUGUUUGGAAUGCAAAUGAUACCUGCGAUGAUCUUGACGCCAUUGACUUGGACUGCUUAAGGAGACGAGAGCAUGAUGAAGAAAAUACUCAAAUUUAGCAAGAAACGGAGAGGUUUCUCUCCGAGUUCGUCUGAUGCCGGGAGCAUUUUAUCAGUAGGAUAUGAGAUAAAGGAAAAAGACUUGGGAAAGGUUCAUAAGGCUGCGUCUCUGGGCGACCUGACCAAACUGAAACAGCUUGCAAAAAAGAAUGAUUUAAACCAACUGGAUAAGGAGAACAGAACUCCUCUGCAUAUUGCUUGUGCAUAUGGGCAUGCGGAUGUUGUUCUGUUCCUGGUGGAAAACAAAGCCAAGCUGAAUUUAUGUGACAAUCAGAACCGAUCCCCACUGAUGAAGGCAGUGCAGUGUCAGCUGGAGACGUGUGCCACCGUCCUGCUGGAGCACAGUGCUGACCCCAACCUGGUGGACAUCAACGGGAACACAGCCCUGCACCUGGCUGCCCUUAUCCCGUCAGUGCCCUUGGGUACGCAGCUACUGGAACAUGGUGCCAACAUCAAUGCCCAUAACAAGGAUGGAUGCACUCCUCUGAUCCUGGCAGUAACAGAAAAUCACACUGAGAUGGUAGAGUUUCUCCUUAAGGAAGGAGCUGAUGUGAAUGCUAAGGACCAAGGCAAAAGGACAUCCUUAAUAAUUGCUGCCUGUAAUGGACAAAUCAGUAUGAUUCGCCUUCUUUUGGCGAACAAUGCAGAUAUAGCGGUAAAGGAUGAGAAAGGAUGGACAUCUGAUGACUAUGCGGUUAUUAACGGGCACCAUGCUUGUUCCCAUUUGAUAAUAGAGCAUGGGACCAGGAGGAGGUGCCAGCAGUCGCCCUCUUUCCCUGGGCAGAGCGGGCAGCAGGGGCCGGUGGGCAGCCCCGGGGGGGAGGGCGAGGCGGCUUUUUCCCUGGGGAGACCAGCCUCUAACAGAGAUGAGCUGCACCUUGCAGGAGCAAGUGAAGCAGGGAAAGUUGAUGAUAAUUCACAAGUAGAAUCCAUCAGUAGGGCAUCUAAAUCCGCUGCUGGAGAUUCGUGGCUUUCAUCAGAUGAAGAUGAUGGCUUACAGUUGAGCCCAAAGAAAGCACAAAAGGUGAACCUGAAGAAGCUCAUCAGCUCUUCGGAGAAGGGCAGAAAAAAAGCUGCAGCAGACUCCAAGUCCUGGAGUGAGCGCGAGUCUGACGCAGAGAAUGACGACAGAGCCGAGAGGGACUCGCCCCCCCCUGAGACUUCACCCCCCCUGAGGGGCAACGCCCUGCCCCCACCAUCCCCUUCGCCCGCCCCCUUUUCCAAACCACCCCAGAGGACAUCCACGCUGCUCCAUAGAUCCAGAAAGGAAGAGGAUUCCACAGAUGCAGAUUGUGAGGAGGAGGAGGAGGAAGAUGAAGAGAGCAAAGAGGAGGAGCAAGGGCGGGUUAAGGAUAAAGUGCUGCACAGUGAACAUUCGCACGAUGACGGCGAGAGGAAUGACUUCCCAGCACAGAAGAGAGAUUUUCUGUCGGAGUUGGGUCUUGGGGACCGUACAGACGAUGACUCCUGGGACUCUCCUGUCUCUGACAGCCCAAGGAAACUGCAUGUCGGCAUUAAUUCCCCUGUGACGCCCAAAGAAGAGACGGCCAAUAUUCCUGAGAAGAGCAAUGAAGGAAGCUGUAGGAGAGCUUUUCUGGAGACCUUUGGAGAGUUUAGACUGGCCAGGAGACCUAAUUGUCGGGAUGGUCCUUGCGAUGAUUUACAACGGAAGCCUGGUGUAUCGAACACUAAGCCAGUGCAUGUAUUGCAGACAUCGGCCACAACCAUGGACAACACUAACGUAAAAAUCGAUUUAAUGGAAGAACUUGGAUUGGGAGAUGUAGAUGAUCUUGAAGAUCCUUCAGAUUGGGACAGUUCCAGCUCCUCCAGCAAAAGCCACGAUGUCAUCAAGCAGGACCCUCCUAAUGAACCUGACCCACUGGCCUCAGAGAAGGAACCAAUCGCCAGCCCUCCCUCGACCGCCGUACCAGCCGGUGGGGGUGAAGAGCCUGCUACAUCCGUAACAGAAGGGAGUUUCGAAAAUACAAAAAGUGCCCAGGCUCCAUCACAGAACCUGGCCCCCCCGAAUGGCCACUCCACACGGCAGGCCCAAGUCAAGCCCCAGGCACAGCCCCGCACCCGGAAGACGCCCGCAACCACAGAGAAUGAAGAAGAGGCCUCACUGACGGAGGCGGUGGCAGACGACACAGAGGAUAGUCUCAGCGCAGGACCAGAGGAGCCGCAGAAGGGGAAAGUUGUAUUAGAUAAAAGUGGGUUCGGUAUGAGUGAGCUGUACCACAGCAGUCCUGUGGUGUGUGAAACACAAAGCGUUCAGCGGAAGGAGGAUGGGGGUGAGACUGAUGAAGACACUGAUACAUCAUGGGAAAAGCGCUAUGAGAAAAUCUGGGUAGAGACUGAGAAAAGGGAGGUGAAGUCUCACUACAGGAGCGUAACAGCAGAGCUGAAGGAGAAGUUUGGGGAGCUUUGUUGGAGGGAUGCUAGGGGAGCGUUUGAGGCUGCUGCCACCGUGGAGUCCAGCAAGGACUGGGGUGGUGAGAGGAUUCUGGUUCCCAUUGCUGAACAGAGAGAACCUGGGUUAGAGGACUCCCUCACUGAGCCCUCAGAAGGCCUGCGGUCCAGAGACUCUCAGCCCUGUGCUUCCCAGAGUCCCCAACCCACGCUGAACGUUCCCAGCAAUGAAAAAAUCGCUGCCCGUUCUAGCGAGGAAAUCGGGAAGGAAGAGCAGCUUGGGAGCCAAGAAGAGGCAGCAAAGUUUGGAGGCCGUGAGCGUGAUGCCUGCGGAGAUCCCAGCGACUCUGCCGAUGGCUGCAAUGUGAGCACAGGGCUCGGCGACCUUGGGCCGAAGGGAGAGAGUCAAGCCGCUGUCACAGUACAGAAGAUGAACGAAGACACUGAAGCGGAGAGUAAAGGUCUCAGUGAUGCCGCAAGGCGCCUCUCCGAUGAAGCGCUUGAGGAGGAUAUGCAGAGAUUCAAGUAUGAGGUUUGUGAGGAGAAGAGAGAGCUGCCAGCUGUCCAGCGCCAUCGUCCAUUAAGGGGUGUUGAAGGACCAAGCAGGAGUUUUGUGGGAGAAAAUGUAAAAGAAGAACUGGGUGAAAGAGGCACCAAACCUGCAUCUGAAAAGGAAGUUAGAUUAAAUCAAGGAUUAGGCUCAAAAUAUGCCGAAAGGUUCAUAACUGCAGGGAGCACAAAGGUGCCUGAAGAGAUGGAAAUUGGGGAUGACUUUGAUGAUCUCACUCAGUCGUCUGACACGGGCACGGAUGAGGCGGAUCUCCCCACGUCGGGAUUCCGCAACGCUUCUCUGCUGAUCCAGCAGCUGGACUCCUCCUGCAUCGACUCGGUGAGCAUGGUGAAGCUGCAGACCAUGUUCCACGAGUACGAGUGCACUAUCCAGAGGGAAAAAGGGCGCUGCAGCAGGCUGUCGGAUAAGGUCUCUCAGCUGGAGGAAGAACGGGCCAACCUGAAGCAAGUCCUGGAAGAGACGCGUGACGUUAAGUCCACCUUGGAGCACCGGCAGGUGGAUUUGGAGACUGAACUGAAAAACUUCAAGUUUGUCCUGAAGCAAGAGCAGGAAAAGCACAGGAACGCUUGCAUGCUGCACGACAAGAGCUGCGAGCAGCUCCGGAUAAAGGAGGAGCAGUACCACGCCGAGGUGCAGGAGAGGCAGAAGGUGGAGCUCGCCAAGAGGAACCUGGAGCUGGAGAUGAGGGCCCUGAUUAAUAGCAUGAAGCAGCUGGACGACGACCACAGUGAGACGCAGCGCUUGCUGGCCCAUGAGCGCAGUACCCGCACCGUUCAGGAGGGCAUCCUAACCAAGCACCUGUGCAAGCAGAGGGAGCUAGAGGAGGAGAACAUGAGGAACUUCACUAAGAGCAGUGAGGCCAUAUCUCAGCUGUCAGAGGCCAGCGACCGAGAGAAGCAGCUUGUGCAGCAGAGCCAGAGCCUACAUGAGGAGGUGACGACACUAAGGAUGGAGUUGGAGCGAGUUCGUGCUCAUAGCCGCCAGGAAGAAGCCCACCUCGGUGAGGAGAACGAGACCCUCAGGGAGAGGCUGGAGGACGCCAGACGUGACCUGAAGCUCAGCGAAGAAGCCCUGGCCCAGACGGUCUACCAGUACAACGGCCAGAUCUCUGCCCUCAAGGCCGAGUGCUCCAUGGCCUCGACCAAGCUGGAGCACGAGAAGCAGGCAAGGGAGAGGCUGGAGGCCGAGGCGGACUCGGUCCGGGUGAGGCUGGCGGCCGCCUUGCAGGAGGUGGAGGUCAUUCAGGCCUCCAGGUCCGAAGCCGACAGGAGCCUGCAGCGUGAGAGGGAGGACUGGCAGAGGACGCAGGAGAAGAUCUCGGCGGAACUGGCCAGCCAGCGCGAGUCGGCGAACAGCCUCUCGCAGCAGCUGGGCGCGGCCGAGGCCAAAGCCAACAGCCUUGAGAACGAGUGUCACCGCGCCACACUGUCACUCACCGAGAAGAGCCUGCUGCUGGAGACGGUGCAGAGGGAGCAUGACCGGGGCCAGGCCCAGAUCAGGCAGCUGGAGGCCGGCCUGCAGGCCGAGCGGGAGCAGGCCGGCAAGGCUGCGGCGCGACAGGAGGCCACGCAGGAGCGGCUGGCCCAGGCCCAGAGCGAGACCAUGCUGCUCCGGCAGCAGCUGGAAGAGGCCCAGAACCGUGGCGUGAUCAAGGAGCGGGCCGUGUCGGACGCGCAGGAGCGCUUCAGCGACCUGCUGGGCAAGCUGCGCGCGGAUAGCGAGGAGCGGGUGCGGAUGGCGGAGGAGAGGAGCAAGGAGUUGGUCUCAAAGAACACGGAGCUGCAGGAACAGCUGCUGAGGCAGGACCUGGAGAAGGCUGAGAGAGAGGCAGCCCUGAGGCAGCUGCAGCAGGAACUGGCCGACACCCUGAAGAAGCUUUCCAUGUCUGAGGCCUCUCUGGAGGUGAACUCUCGCUACAGAAACGAUCUGGAAGAGGAAAAGCUACGUCUGCAGAAGGACAUGGACAGGCUGAGGGGCAGGCUGCAGGAGAGCGAGGAUCAGUAUGUCCAGGCCGAGCAGCGCAUCCACGAGCUGAAGAGAACCCUGGACGACAAGGAGCGAGACGCCGUUACCUCCAGUCAGAGGCUGCAGGAAGCCCUGGCAGCUGCUGUGGACAGAGACAAGAUGGUCAAGCAGCUGGAGGAGGCCGUGCAGAAGCUGGAAAUCGAGAACGCCAGGCUGGAGGCUUCAGCCAAACACCAGAUGAGCAGGAUCGAGGUGCUGCAGAAGGACAGCCAGGAAGCUGCAGAGACAUCAGAUUCAUCACCUGGCACUGGGGUUAGGAACCGUUUAGAGGAUCUGGUCACAAACUUGCAAGGAAGCAAGAUUACGCUGGAAGAUAAACUGAGUCGAGAGGUACAGAAGCAGAGCCUGCUUUCCCACAGCGCCCAGGACACCCAUCGGCUGUGGGAGGAGGAGAUGAAAGCUCGGGCGCGACUCAGCCUGCGCCUGGCGGAGCUGGAGAGGGAGAAGGGCGAGCUUUCCGGGCAGGUGGAAAUUGAAAGAAAGAGGGUAAAGAAAACCGCAGAGCAGAAGAAAUCCACGGAUAUUAGGCUUGACCAGGAGAUGAGCAGAAACACGGAGCUGCAAAAAGACAUAUCAAGACUGAAGAUCCUGCUGAAAACGGCCAAGAAGAGACUGAGGGAGCAGCAGAACAUGGAACCAGACUCUGUGCUCAGCAAGCCGGGCGACACCUUGGGCCGGAUGAAGUCCCGAGUUGACGAGCUCAGUCUCCAGCUGCAAAAAGAGGAAAUGAAGUGCAGCAAGUUGGAGGCCCUGAAUUCGGACCUGAAGGAGCAGCUUUCCUCCCUGAAGACCCUCAGCAGGACCAAUGAGCAUCUGGAGAGGGGCAAGAGACGGCUAGAGGAGGAGGUGGCCGGCCUGCAGCGGCAGAUGGAGAGCAGCAGGAUGGACCAGAACCACCUGGAGCAUUACUGCAGAGAGGCCGAGGAACGGGCCCGUCUGGAGGUCCGGCAGAAGCUGGAGGAGGUCAACCUCUUUCUGCAGACCCAGGCCGCAUCUCAGGAGGCUUUGGAGCAAAUGAAAGCUACAAAUGAAGCGAGUCUGCGGGCCCAGCAGGAGCAGCGCAUUCGGGAGCUGGAGGGCGAGCUGAGCCGCCUGCGAGGCAACCAGAACGACAGCCUGUCCCAGAAGGAGAGCGCGCUGACGGAGCUGCAGCGCUACCGCGAGCUCUACGGCGAGGAGCUGCAGCUGCGCAAGAGCCUGGCAGCCAAGCUGGAAAGGUCCAAUGAGCGGCUGGGAGAGGCCAACGCCAGACUGCUGGGUGAGCGUCAGCGCACCCGGUCGCUGAUGGCGGGUGGCAUGGGUGGCAUGGGUGGCAGCCUGAUUGGCCCCUCACUGGAUGUGGAGCAGCUGAACCCAGCAGGGCCCUAUGGAGGUGGUCUAGGAAGCGGCCUCCUGGACCCAGUGGGGAAUGGACAGAACACCAAGGUGGAAACGUUCCUGGCGAAGAUGCAAAACGAAUUGGAAAAAAACAUAACAAGGGAACUAGACAAGGCUUCUGCAGAGCUGGGGAGGGAGUCGGCCCGAUUGUCCCCGGUGGGGUCAGUAGCAGCUUCCCAGAGGAGCCUCAGCAUGGACCAGGACCCAGUGGCCAGAGCCACACAGCAGUAUCUGGACGUCUUGAAGAAGAACUACAGGAUCUGACGCUCCCAGAGUAUCAGCGCCUCUUCUGUUUACAGCUGUGACAUUUAUACAAUCUCUGCACAUCUUUGCACUCAAAGGACAACUUAGUUUUGGCCUCACUGUUGAAACCACAGUGUCUUAAUAUUUAUGACUAACGGUUGCAUUUGAAAGGCUUUCCUUUCAGGUUUGCACAUGGAAAAAAAAUCUGUAUAUUAAGUACACUUUAUAUUCUUUAUAAAACAUUCCAUGUAAGGUUGUCCUCAUUUCCUUGAUUUUGCAUGCAUUCCUUUUCAUCGUCAGUAUUAUAUUGUUUCAUUACUUUGCCAAGAUUAUAAUUUCAUGUAAUUUAAAAAGGCUUUUUCUGACAAGUUUUCUUAAGAAUGAAAACAGAUUGGAUAGUUAUUUAUCUAGAAUACUGUUUUGAAUUUACUUGUAUUGUUUCUAGAAUGGUACAAAAUGACUUCACCGAUUGUUUCAUUGCAUGUUUGAUAUUGCAAAGUUUGAAAUUGGAGUUUUCUGACAAAUUAACAUGAUGAACUCUGAGUUCUCAGUUAAGCAACCUGAAUAAAAAUCGAUGCCAAUUUGAUAGUCCUUGUUUAAACAGUAACAACCGAUCGGUGUAAAAAUCAAUAGGUUACAUUGAGAGUCACGGUACUAUUGGUAAUGUUUCUUUUCCUCCAGCUGGUCAGGUAGCUGAUACACUUUAAAUUUCAGUCACUAGAGAUGUUUUUAUGAUGUGCAGCAACAUAAAACUUGGUGUGCAACAAUUUUAUUUAAAAAAAUGUAAAAACU